This is a messenger RNA of Cryptomeria japonica (Japanese cedar), 2369 nucleotides long. RefSeq names its product alpha-mannosidase I MNS5. Gene Ontology annotation, cellular component: endoplasmic reticulum; membrane. The record is from RefSeq and is a predicted model, not a curated record. The transcript is spliced from 15 exons. Bases 155 to 1945 code for a protein of 596 amino acids. Gene Ontology annotation, biological process: mannose trimming involved in glycoprotein ERAD pathway; carbohydrate metabolic process; endoplasmic reticulum mannose trimming. NCBI's taxonomy places the organism in Eukaryota, Viridiplantae, Streptophyta, Pinopsida, Cupressales, Cupressaceae. Gene Ontology annotation, molecular function: mannosyl-oligosaccharide 1,2-alpha-mannosidase activity; calcium ion binding.
CCAAAACGUUGAGAAAAAUCAAAUGCUCCGAUCUAAAAAGCCCGACUGUUUAAUUUCUUCAAAAGCGUCGUCUUCCUGUUCAAUGAUAAUCUCGACCAUGGCUACAAGCGCUUAUGAUAGUUGACAAGGACUCUGGGAUGCACUGGAUCUUCGGAUGUACGGAGAUAGAAAGGGUAGCAAAGUGAUGAAGAUCAACUUUGUAUCUUCUUUACACAGAUCCAUGUCUUCGUGGCAUUUACUCACAAUAUUAUUAUUGUUGUUGUCUCUGCAACUACGAUUGGCGUUAGGCAGCUUCACUCUGUUUGGACCCGCGAAAAAAGCAGAAUUACGGGACCAAGUGCGACAGAUGUUCUACCAUGCAUAUGACAACUACAUGCAAUAUGCAUUCCCGCAUGAUGAGUUAAAGCCGCUCACAAAGACUUUUACAGACUCGCUGGGAGAACUUGGAAAUCUUAAGCUUGAACGUUUAUCUGAACAGUACAAUGGAUCAGCUUUGACUCUUGUUGAAUCUCUUUCCAGUUUGCAUGUUUUGGGGAAUAGUUCGGAAUUUGAAAAAGGUGUGCUUUGGCUUGGGGAGAAUCUCACAUUCGAUGUUGAUGUGCGAGUAAGCCUAUUUGAGUGCAACAUUAGGCUGCUUGGUGGGCUUAUUUCAGCACAUUUGCUUGCAACGGAUUUAUCCAAGAAAAGUUUUCGGGAACCAUACAAGGACCAAUUGCUUAUUCUUGCCAAUGAUUUGGGCCAACGUUUUUUACGAGCUUUUGAUACUCCAACUGGUCUUCCAUAUGCAUGGAUUAAUCUUAAGCAUGGAGUGAUGGAGAAUGAGACUACUGAGACAAGCACAUCUGGCUGUGGUUCUCUCAUACUUGAAAUGGGUGCAUUAUCAAGAUUGACAGGCAAACCUGAGUAUGAGGAAUCUGCUUUACGUGCCCUUCGUAAAUUAUGGAGCAUGAGGAGCUCUUUAGAUUUAAUGGGAACCACACUGGAUGUAACAACAGGAGAAUGGAUUGAACAUUCAUCUGGAAUUGGUGCUGGUGUUGAUUCUUUCUAUGAGUAUCUUAUUAAAGCUCACAUCCUGUUUGGAAGGGAUGAGUACUGGGAUAUGUUCUCUUCGGCAUAUACUGCUGUGCAGAAAUAUUUUCGGCAUGGUCCAUGGUACCAUGAAGCUGAUAUGAGAACAGGAAAAGCAACUCACUGGCAGCUCACAAGUCUCCAGGCCUUUUGGCCUGGUUUACAGAUUUUGGUUGGUGAUGUGUUAGCUGCAAAUUCAACUCACCGCGAAUUUUUCAGUGUAUGGGAGAGAUAUGGUGUUCUACCAGAAAGGUACCUAUUAGAUAGAGACAUGUUGCACCCAACAGAGAAAUAUUAUCCAUUGCGUCCUGAACUGGCAGAGUCAACUUUAUUUCUAUAUCAGGCAACCAGAGAUCCAUGGUACCUAGAGGUUGGCGAGGCAAUCAUUAACUCCUUGAAUGUUUACACACGUGUAAAUGGCGGGUUUGCCAGUGUGAGAGAUGUGACUACAAUGAAAUUGGAAGAUCAUCAACAUAGCUUCUUUCUUGCUGAAACGUGCAAAUACCUAUAUCUUCUCUUUGAUGAUACCUUUUUGGUAAAUGGGAACUAUGUUUUUAGUACUGAAGGCCAUCCUCUUCCAGUUACACAUUCCUGGCAUGAGUGGAUUCCAUCUAUCUAUAUGGAGAGUGAAGCAUUUGAAUACAAGAGAGGGGGUAAACACGUAUUUAAGAGUGCGAUGUCAUCAAAAUUGUGUCCUGUAGUAAAAGUUUCACCUGUUCAAGGCAAAUUUUGGGUUGAAAGUGCAUGCCAUGUGCUUGACAAGCGAUCAAAUCACAAAUGCCAAUCAGACAAGGAAUGUGGGGUGGAUGCAACAACAUGCAGGCAGAGAACUUGUAGCAUUGCUGGUUAUUGUGGACUAUGGUUAGUCAAAUUCUGAUAAUUGUGAAAGGGAUCAUUGUGUGUAAUUUGAUUGCAUUCUACCUUUUAUGUGCAGAGAGAAGCGCCUCUAGAAAAGAUGAAGUGGGGUGUUGUUUGGCCUGCUCGUAACAUUAGAAAUCUACCUUAAAUCUAAGUUAGUCAUUAAUUUUUCUGCAUUUCUGUACAGCACAUGCUGGCCUUUUACACACAUCAUCCUUGCAAUAUGUAUUGCAUUCGAAUGUACUCUAAAUUGUACAGGUUCUCUUUUUUUGUUCAAUGGGAUGCAUUUUAUGUGCAUUUCAAUUUUUAAUAAAAAUAUUCAGAUUCCUCAAAGAGAAUGAGUGAAUUACUCUAUAUCCAUCCUUAGCGUUCAUUUUCUGUAUGCAUUAUACCGUGAAGUUUAUACCUAAAUGUUUAUUUUCUAUGCAACUUUGAUACCGAAA